AUGUGGUAUCAGAGCGCAUGGUUAGAAAACGAAGAAUUAGGAUCAGAAUUAUAUGAUCCUGGGAAGAUACGGAUGAAGAAGAUGAAAAACAAACACGGGAAGAGGCGAGAAACAAAUAGCGAUUCAGAUCAUAUAAGUCCGCGAUUAUGCGCGAUUGCAAUCAUGAAACAAGAGAUUGCAAUAAUGGAAUUGCAAUACGAAAUUGCAUUACUGGAAUACGAAUCAGGACGUCACGAAGAUAACGGAUAUGCAGGCGAAGUAAUGACACGGAAAGAAGAAGACGAUUCCGAAAGAGAUAAGAUGGCCUGUGAAGAUGUUCUGGAUAAAAAGAAUGAAGAAAAUGUGUUUGUGAAAGACAAGGAAACAAAGGAUGAUCACGAAGAAGAAGAAGAAGAAGAAGAGAAUCGAUCGAGAGUACAUGAUUUCGGACACACCCGGAUGAAGAAGGAAAACAGGGGAUAUGGAGACGGACAAGAAUCCAAUCCCGAUCGCACGACUCCACGAUCACGCGAGUGUGCAGAAUGGAAGCAAGAGAUUCUAAUAAAAUUAGAACACGAAAUCGAAUUAUUAGAACGAGAAUCUGAAGGGAGACAAGGAGAAACAGGGGAGUUUGAGAAUCCGAUGUCAUCGGAAUUGAUUCUUCAAGAAACAGGGGAAUCCAAGAAGAAAGACGAAGAAGAUGAAAAAGAUAAUGCAAAGAAAACAGAGGACGAUGAUAAAGAAGAAGAAGAGAGCAGAGGAUACAACCGGAACCGAUCACCGGAAUCGGUGACGGAAAUAGUUGACAGAAAUCAUGACAUAUUAUUCUUCAAGAAUGAUAUGAGAAGACAGAAACACAUGAUUAACAAUGAAUCAUCGGAUGUUAAAAUGAAGGAAAAAAGGACGCAGGAAUGGCGGGAACAAAAAGGAAAGAAUGGAUUUCCAGUUAUAGCGACGACAGUUAGUGACAAAAGAAGAAAGAUAGCGACAGAAGACAGAUUAGCGACAGAACGAUUAUUAGCAACAAAAACAGAUUAG
Molecule: messenger RNA, 1017 nt
Organism: Helianthus annuus (common sunflower)
Lineage: Eukaryota; Viridiplantae; Streptophyta; Magnoliopsida; Asterales; Asteraceae
Product: vicilin-like seed storage protein At2g18540
Exons: 1
Coding region: 1-1017 (338 amino acids)
Source: RefSeq, a predicted model, not a curated record